UUUGUUUCUUCGCUCUCUCUCUCUCUCUCUUCCUCUCGACAGGGAUUUCAGAUUUCCGCAAUAUUUUCUUCUCUGCCUCUCUGGAUUUUCUUCUCUCUACAGUUCGGCCAUCGCCAUCCCUUCUCCGAUCGAGAUCUCGCCUCCAUCCGGCGGUCUGAUUUUUCGGUUUUCGUGCAGCUUAGGCUUCAGAUUUCCGGCGACCGACUGGCAGGUGUUCGGCCGGAAUUUAUACGGUCGCUCGAAGGGAAACUUUGUGGUAAUUUGCCUUUGACGGUGGGAAUGGAAUCUGUCUGAGUGUUAAUCGGUUUGGAACUUCGAAACUAGGGUUUCGAGUUUACAUUUUCUGCUUUUCUUUCGUUCUUGAUAUAUAUGUUUUUGGCAAAAAAUUUUCGUCAUGCCGAGGGGUUCUAGGCACAAAUCUCACAAGCAAAGCAAGCACAGUUCAAGGGAGGAUUACGAUAGAGAGCGCUCGGACUCGGGGGAAGAUGCGAAGAUGAAGGAGAGGAAUGUCAGGGACGAGUCCGCAGCUAGGGUUUCUAGGGAUUCGUAUUCCGGCGAGAAGCGAAAGCUUGUUUCGCAGUCUCGGGAUGGUAAAGAUCCGUCUGGUCACGGUAAUGGCGACGAUGUGUCGGAGGAGCAUGGUUCUUCGAAGAGGCACAGAGAUAGGGCUGACGUGGCUGGUUCUGAUAGGUGGAACGGUGGUCGUGGCGACGAGCAUAGUGAUAAAGAGACGAAAGGGGAUUCUCGGCUUGAUUCAAAGUUGAAGGGUUCUGUUGUUGAUUUGAAGAGCAAGCCUGGUCGAAAGCAUGAUAGCGAGAAAAAGGAGGAGAAUUUAAAUGAAAAAGAGGGGAGUAAGAGUAGUAAAGCUGACUCCAAACGUAAGUUUGAAAAGGAUUUUCCGGCUCAUCAGCAUAAGGACUCGAAGGAUAAGGAGCGUGGUUCAGACAGGGAUAAGAAGCACAAUAUGGAGCGGGGAUUAGAUGGUGAAGUGAAGAGGAGACAAGGAUCUGAACUGCUGGAUUUUGGGGAAGCGCAAGGGGCAAAACGGCAAGAAAAUACUGAAUGGCCUUUGCAAAGUGAGUUGCGAAAUCUUGAGCUAGAGAAGGAGCUUGAGAAACGGAUUAAGAGGAGACUAGAUGGCUCUAACGAAAGGGAUAAAUAUCAAGAUGAUUCAAGGGAGGGUGAUGAAAGAAGAUUGUCAUCAAGAAGCGAGCAUACAAAGGAUGGAAAAUACAGGGAAGAAAGACACAAGGAUAGAAGUCAUAGAGAUAAGUGUAGAGAAGAUAUUGUCAGGGAUAAUAGGCACAGAGAUGGCAAACAAAGAGAAGCUGUUGACAGGGAGAAAAGACAUCGGGAUGACAAAUAUAGAGAUGAACGCAUCUCAAGAGAUCACCGCGGUGACAAGUCUGAUACUAAGCAUGUGAGGGAUGAGGCCAGUACUGCUGAAAUUCGUCAUAAGAAAUUAAGAAGUCAAAAUAGUAAUCAUGAUGGUAGUCCAGUGUAUGAUGAUAGGAGUACCAGAUGCAAAGAUGAUAGGGAAAAGAGAAGAUUUGAUGAUAAAGAGGAUCAGAGUGAUUUGAGAUACCAAAGUACCAAGGAGCAAUAUUACGAUGCAGAAAAGAAAUCUAGCAUUGGUAAAUUAGAGUCAGAAUCGGAUAGGGGAAGGUCUCACUCACGCCAUACAGAUCUGGAUUCUAGUCUUUGUCACAAUAGACGGAGAAGUUCCCCUAGCUCCAGUUCUCAUGUUGCAAAAGAUCAGUACAGGCACUCAAAGCAAGCAGAGUCAAGGUACAGGGACAUGGUGUCUGAAGAAAGAGUUCGACACAAUACAAUAUCUACUAGAGAGGUUGUUGGUGUAUCUGGAGUACCUGAGAAUGCUUCUGCAUCCCAUUCCAUGGAGAAAUUAGUUCGGAAGGAUGACUGUCAUUUGGGUGAGUUGUCAGCUGAAAGGUGUCCAAACUCUGAUACACGUGUUUCACCAAUGAAGCUGGUAGAGAAAUCCCCUUCAUCAGGUAUUGAUCGCAGGCAUCUGAACAGAGCUGGUCUUAGGCGGAGUAUUGAUCUUGAAGAUUCUGGACAGAGGAGUGGUGGCUCAAAGGAUGCAAGGGAUUAUUCUGGUAAUGAAGGCAGAGGACGGGAAUUGCUUUUGGAAGCACAUUCAGGAGAUGAGUUAUCCCAGGCAGAUGGAGACAAUUUAUCAGUUUCUUCACCUUUUGGUAGAAGUCACUUGCCUAGCAAGUCAAAGUCCCAUCUUCCUCCCCCUCCUCCUUUCAGAGCUGGGGUUGACAAUGUUUCAGUUUUUGGCUUUUCAGAGGAAGACAGCAGAGGUAAGUCAAAUAACCGUAACAAGAGGAUUGGGGAUUCCGGCUUGGGAAGAGCACCAGGAAAUGCUUGGAAAGGUGUCCAUAACUGGCCAAGCCCAGUGGCAAAUGGUUUCCUUCCUUUCCAACAUGGUCCACCGCCUGUAGGUUUCCAUCCAGUGAUGCAGCAGUUUUCUGGUCCAUCAAUGUUUGGUGUUAGACCUUCCAUUGAAUUGAAUCACUCUGGGAUUCCUUACCAUAUCCCUGAUGUUAAUAGAUUUUCCAGCCCUUCUCACCCAUUUGGUUGGCGGAAUCCAGUGGAUGACUCAUGCCGUCCUCCCUUGCAUGCAUGGGAUGCUAAUAAUGGAGUAGUUGGGGAUGAAUCUCACAUGUAUGGGAGGCUAGACUGGGACCAUAAUAGAACUAUUAUGAGCAGUCAGGGUUGGGAGACAAGUGUAGAUGCAUGGAAGCAAAAUGGUGUUGUAACUCCAGAGUUGCCUCAUGUGUCUCAGAAAGAGGACUACUCAAUGCCUGCUCCAACAGAUGAUGUUUGGCCUGUUCCAUCAGGUCAACUGGCUCAGCAUGAACAAAAUCAACCCAAUCUUCAGGCUGAAAGCAUUGAAAUUAUUCAGUCAACUGAAGUUGCAAAGGACACUUCUGAAACUUCUGAGGCUUUAUCUGAGAAGAUUCUCACGGUUUCUACGAUAUCAAGGAACGAUGAUACUCCUUUUUGGCAUGUUUAUCUCUCUAAGCUUGACAUUUCAGCAGAUCUUACUCAUCCUGAGUUGUAUAACCAGUGCACCUGCUUGAUGGAUGCAAAACACAAGAUAACCACUGAGGAUGCUUCCCAGGCUUCAACCGGGGAGGAGGAAAUUGAAAGAAACAGGAAGAUUACUAUUAACUCUUCAAGUGUUUCUCCAUUUGCUGCCCCAAAUGAUUCCAUAUUUCAGAGAGCUCUGUCCCUUUAUAAGAAGCAGAGAGAGGAAUCAAGGGCUAUCGUUUACCCCCAAUCAUUAGAUGGAGAGAAAGUUUCAUUUUCUAAUGUAGACAGCAUGGAAUGUGCUCCAACGUCCAGUCCGGAGAAAGCAAAGAUGCCAGUCCCUCUGCCAAAACAGGAGAAAGCAGAGGAGCUGAAUCCUAGUUCCAAUUUGGGAGCGGCAGAUGAUGCUGAUGCUGUUUCAGAUUCCUUCGAGGUGAAAGAGGAGGUGCCUGUGGCUUCACAUGAUCCAGAAGUUCCCCUCUUGGCUGUUGAGAAGGCAGAUGAACCAGGUUCGCCUAACAGCUCUGAAAGCAAGCCAAAUCCAUCAAAUGAGGUGAUGACUUCAGAGGUGGAUCCAGAGUUGCAUCUGAUAGCUUUGACGGAUGCUGUGGAGAACACACUUUCAACCAGAGGCGAUCCUUCUCCACCAGUGAUUACUGAGGAGCACAAGAAGUUAGUCGAUACUGUGUGUGGUGCCUUGCUUUUUCCAGAUGUGUCUUCUGAGGCAUGUGAGGCAGUGAUGCCGGAGUCAAUUGAGUCGGGUUUAGUUAAUUUAAGCCGGAUACAUCAAUCUCAAAGUACACAUUGAAACAAUUUCUAUUUUCAUGAGUUUCCUUUUGAUGCCUGUUUU
Molecule: messenger RNA, 3910 nt
Organism: Malania oleifera
Lineage: Eukaryota; Viridiplantae; Streptophyta; Magnoliopsida; Santalales; Ximeniaceae
Exons: 5
Coding region: 395-3868 (1157 amino acids)
Source: RefSeq, a predicted model, not a curated record